Messenger RNA from Ricinus communis (castor bean), 1896 nucleotides. RefSeq names its product hydroxymethylglutaryl-CoA lyase, mitochondrial. The record is from RefSeq and is a predicted model, not a curated record. The coding region runs from base 110 to 1390 and encodes 426 amino acids. The transcript is spliced from 8 exons. NCBI's taxonomy places the organism in Eukaryota, Viridiplantae, Streptophyta, Magnoliopsida, Malpighiales, Euphorbiaceae. Gene Ontology annotation, molecular function: hydroxymethylglutaryl-CoA lyase activity. Gene Ontology annotation, biological process: L-leucine catabolic process; ketone body biosynthetic process.
CCUCCUCGAACUUGUUACCUCCUCUAUCUCAAAAAUAUAAUCAUCCAAAAAAAUUUAAAAGAAAAAGUUUCCAAUUUGAAGGUGCGUCUGGUUCUCCUUUGAUUAUGUGAUGUUAGCCUCAAAGAAGGCUUUGGAUAAGCUUUACAAGCGUUGCACUUUCUUAUCUAAACAUACCCAUUUCACCUUUAUGUUCAAUUCGGACGAUAGCAGCUGCUGGCAGCAACAAGGCCACAACUCUUGUCUUGAAGCUUUCUCUUUCAAAGCUGCAAAUGAUAAACAAGAGGCAAUACUUUGUUGUGCACAAGGAAGAAAUGUAUCUCAGGAUGAUAUUUUCAAUCGAACACGAGCAAGCUUCGGUUCGAAUUCUAUGAAUAUUGAUAAUGUUUUCCAUAGCUGGCAUUUGUCAAAUCGUCAUUAUACUUCCCACUCUAAUGACAAAUCCGUUGGCGAUUUUGUAGAUAAGCUUUUAAGAUACGUUCCAGAAUAUGUGAAAAUAGUGGAAGUGGGUCCAAGGGAUGGAUUGCAAAAUGAGAAGGAUGUUGUACCUACUGCUAUAAAGGUUGAGUUGAUUAAAAUGCUAGUUUCUUCAGGGCUGCCUGUUGUUGAGGCCACAAGCUUUGUGUCACCGAAAUGGGUACCGCAGCUAGCCGAUGCAAAAGAUGUAAUGGCAGCCAUUAGAGAUGUUGAAGGUGCUCGAUUUCCUGUAUUAACUCCUAAUUUGAAAGGUUUUGAAGCAGCUGUUGCUGCUGGAGCAAAGGAAGUUGCUGUCUUUGCAUCAGCCUCGGAAUCCUUUUCAAAGUCAAAUAUCAAUUGCAGUAUUGAAGAUAGUCUGGUUCGUUACAGUGAUGUUGCCCUUGCGGCCAGCAAGCUUUCAAUUCCUAUGCGUGGAUAUAUAUCAUGUGUUGUGGGGUGUCCGAUAGAAGGAAUGAUAUCUCCAUCAAAAGUUGCAUAUGUGGCUAAACGUCUCUGUGAUAUGGGUUGCUCUGAAAUAUCCCUUGGUGAUACAAUCGGUGUUGGCACUCCUGGUACUGUCAUUACAAUGCUUGAAGCUGUUAUGGAAGUUGUUGCGAUUGAUAAGCUGGCUGUUCACUUUCACGACACUUACGGGCAAGCUCUUUCAAAUAUUCUAGCAUCACUCCAAAUUGGUAUUAAAACUGUCGAUUCAUCUGUCUCUGGACUUGGGGGCUGCCCAUAUGCUAUAGGGGCCUCUGGUAAUGUGGCUACUGAAGAUGUUGUUUACAUGCUUAAUGGUCUAGGAGUUAAGACCAAUGUGGAUCUCCAAAAGGUCAUGUUGGCAGGGAAUUUCAUCUGUAAGCAUUUGGGACGCACAACUGGUUCUAAGACAGCAAUCGCCUUGAGCAAAAUCACAGCUCAUGCCUCCAAACUUUAAGGUGUUAGAGCUGGAUCAGAUAACAAUGUACAUAAAUGUGUUCUCAGUGUCCCCAACCCUGCAUUUGGACGUGCUGCUACCAAAUUAAGUCACAAUUAGUUGCAGUUUCUUCAAGAGUUACUCAUAAAGUUCCCUUCACAGGUAAUUCUCAUUCUUGAAAUUCCUUGUUCUUGUUGAGUCAUUAUUUUUCUGUGGAUGAUAAUGAUACUGCUCUAUUACACGGUCUUUGCUGGUAGAGUGCACGCGGCAAUAACCAUUUAAACUCUGCUGAACCUAUUAGAAAACAGAUGACAGACGAACUUCUGGAGUGCACAUUUCUCAUCAAUAUGUUUGUAAGAUGAACAUUUACAAUACCUACUUAGCAAGUGCUGCUUUAUGACAUUUGCAUCAUUUCAUGUAACAGCCACUCAGUGUAUAUAAAACCAUGCCUCCAAAAUGAAUAAUGAUAAUCUAUAACUUAGGGUAAACUAAGCUUUGAUUUCAUGUAAAUUGACCUUUUCACUCAA